AUGACCCUGCGGCGGCUGCGGCGGCUCCGGCCGAAGGAGGAGGAUGCGGCGGCGGCGGCCCCGGAGCGCCCCGGCCCCGCCGACGUCUACCGGGCGCUGGCGGCUGCCGGCGGCACCCUGCCCCGGGUGCGCAAGGGCGCGGGGCUCAGGUGGGCGUCCCCGAGCCAGUCCCCAGAGGAGCACAGGAGGGUGGUGACGCUGGAGAAGAAGGCGGAAGAGACCUUCGGCUUCGAGAUCCAGACCUACGGGCUGCACCACCAGGACAGGAACAGCGUGGAGAUGUUCACCUUCGUGUGCCGCGUGCACGGCGGGAGCCCGGCCGAGGCGGCGGGACUCAAGGCCGGGGACACAAUCACAGGGGUGAACGGGCUGAACGUGGAGGGCAUCCGGCACCGCGAGAUCGUGGAGAUCAUCAAGAGUUCGGGCAAUAUGCUCCGGCUCGACACACUCUACGGGACAUCCAUCCGGAGGGCCGAGCUGGAGGCCCGGCUGCAGUACCUGAAGCAAACACUCUACGAGAAGUGGGGGGAGUACCGCUCGCUGAUGGUGCAGGAGCAGCGGCUGGUGCGGGGUGUGGUGGCCAAGGACCCCAGCAUCUACGACACGCUGGAGUCGAUCCGCUGGUGCCUGCAGGGUGAGGGGGGGCUCCCCGGUGGCUCCCCCCAUGCCAGCGCCUGUGGCAGCGAUGACUCCCUCUACCAAACCUGCCUCUUUGCCUCCGCCGACUCGCUGGACCGGGACAAGGAUGGGGACAAGGAUGGGGACAAGGAUGGGGACAAGGAUGGGGACAGCGGAGGUCCCGCGCCCCCUCCACCACGACCCCGGCCGGCCUUGGCCCGCAGCGCCAGCCUCAAGUGCGGCGGGGGGCCGGGGGCCGCGGGGCGGCUGUGGGCCCGGGCCGGGGACCCCGGGGAGGGGGCGGCCGCCCCCCGCAAGGGCCGGCACAGCAGCUUCCGCCGGCGGCUGCUCAAGUUCAUCCCGGGACUGAACCGGGCGCUGGAGGAGGAGGAGAGCCACCUCUAG
Molecule: messenger RNA, 1023 nt
Organism: Gavia stellata (red-throated loon)
Lineage: Eukaryota; Metazoa; Chordata; Aves; Gaviiformes; Gaviidae
Gene: TAMALIN
Product: trafficking regulator and scaffold protein tamalin
Exons: 8
Coding region: 1-1023 (340 amino acids)
Biological process (GO): signal transduction
Cellular component (GO): plasma membrane
Molecular function (GO): protein binding
Source: RefSeq, a predicted model, not a curated record